Messenger RNA from Ochlerotatus camptorhynchus, 3210 nucleotides. RefSeq names its product glutamic acid-rich protein-like. Lineage: Eukaryota; Metazoa; Arthropoda; Insecta; Diptera; Culicidae. The transcript has 2 exons. The record is from RefSeq and is a predicted model, not a curated record. Bases 1 to 3210 code for a protein of 1069 amino acids.
AUGGCUGUCCAUAAACCAUUUGGUAAUCUUAGGGAGGGGACAAGGGUUGGUGAAAGUUCAAAGGCGAAAUCGGCGGCAAAGCCGCGUUGGUGGUCAACCGUGAAACAUACAAUUAAGCAGGCAGUGAAGUUGAAUGCGGAGCCUGAAGCAGAGUCUCAAUCGAAAGCGAAUUCAAAGGUGGAGUUGAACGUGGAGUUGGAGUCAGAAUUGAAGGCGUUGUUGAAGGUGGAGGAGGAGGAAAAAUUGAAAGCGAAGGCAGAGGUGGAUUUGAAGUCUGAUGCGAAGGAGAAAUUAAAUGCUGAGCCAGAGUCAGAGCUGCAACCGAAGUUAAACUCCAAAUCCAAAGCGAAGUUUGAGUCGGAGUCAGAGGUGGAUACGAAGCCGAAAUUCAUAGCUAAAGCGAAGUCGCAGGUUAAAUCAGAUGCGGAGUCAAAGGUGAAGCCAAAAAUAGGGGCGGAGUCGGAGUCAAAAGCGAAGUUAAAGGUGGAUUUGAAGUCGGAUGCGAAGAAGACAUUGCAGAUGAAGUCAAAAUCAAAAUCCAAGGCGAAGUUGGAACCGGAAUCAAAGGCGGAAACGAAGUCGCAGGUUGAAUCAGAUGCGGGGUUGAAGGUGAAGCCGAAGAUAGGGACGGAGUUGGAGUCGAAUGCAAAGAUAAAGGCGGAGUUGAAGACAGAGUCGGAGUCGGAAUCAAAAGCUAAGUCAAAGGUGGAUUUGAAGUCGGAUGCGAAGAAGACAUUGCAGAUGAAGUCAAAAUCAAAAUCCAAGGCGAAGUUGGAACCGGAAUCAAAGGCGGAAACGAAGUCGCAGGUUGAAUCAGAUGCGGGGUUGAAGGUGAAGCCGAAGAUAGGGACGGAGUUGGAGUCGAAUGCGAAGAUAAAGGCGGAGUUGAAGACAGAGUCGGAGUCGGAAUCAAAAGCUAAGUCAAAGGUGGAGUUGGAGUCGGAUGCGAAGAAGAUAUUGCAGAUGAAGUCAAAAUCAAAAUUCAAGGCGAAGUUGGAGCCGGAAUCAAAGGCGGAAACGAAGUCGCAGGUUGAAUCAGAUGCGGGGUUGAAGGGGAAGCCGAUGAUAGGGACGGAGUUGGAGUCGAAUGCGAAGAUAAAGGCGGAGUUGAAGACAGAGUCGGAGUCGGAAUCAAAAGCUAAGUCAAAGGUGGAGUUUGAGUCGGAUGCAAAGAAGACAUUGCAGAUGAAGUCAAAAUCAAAAUCCAAGGCGAAGUUGGAACCGGAAUCAAAGGCGGAAACGAAGUCGCAGGUUGAAUCAGAUGCGGGGUUGAAGGUGAAGCCGAAGAUAGGGACGGAGUUGGAGUCGAAUGCGAAGAUAAAGGUGGAGUUGAAGACAGAGUCGGAGUCGGAAUCAAAAGCUAAGUCAAAGGUGGAGUUGGAGUCGGAUGCGAAGAAGACAUUGCAGAUGAAGUCAAAAUCAAAAUCCAAGGCGAAGUUGGAGCCGGAAUCAAAGGCGGAAACGAAGUCGCAGGUUGAAUCAGAUGCGGGGUUGAAGGUGAAACCGAAGAUAGGGACGGAGUUGGAGUCGAAUGCGAAGAUAAAGGCGGAGUUGAAGACAGAGUCGGAGUCGGAAUCAAAAGCUAAGUCAAAGGUGGAGUUGGAGUCGGAUGCGAAGAAGACAUUGCAGGUGAAGUCAAAAUCAAAAUCCAAGGCGAAGUUGGAACCGGAAUCAAAGGCGGAAACGAAGUCGCAGGUUGAAUCAGAUGCGGGGUUGAAGGUGAAGCCGAAGAUAGAGACGGAGUUGGAGUCGAAGGCGAAGAUAAAGGCGGAGUUGAAGACAGAGUCGGAGUCGGAAUCAAAAGCUAAGUCAAAGGUGGAGUUGGAGUCGGAUGCGAAGAAGACAUUGCAGAUGAAGUCAAAAUCAAAAUCCAAGGCGAAGUUGGAACCGGAAUCAAAGGUGGAAACGAAGUCGCAAGUUGAAUCAGAUGCGGGGUUCAAGGUGAAGCCGAAGAUAGGGACGGAGUUGGAGUCGAAGGCGAAGAUAAAGGCGGAGUUGAAGACAGAGUCGGAGUCGGAAUCAAAAGCUAAGUCAAAGGUGGAGUUGGAGUCGGAUGCGAAGAAGACAUUGCAGUUGAAGUCAAAAUCAAAAUCCAAGGCGAAGUUGGAACCGGAAUCAAAGGCGGAAACGAAGUCGCAGGUUGAAUCAGAUGCGGGGUUGAACGUGAAGCCGAAGAUAGGGACGGAGUUGGAGUCGAAUGCGAAGAUAAAGGAGGAGUUGAAGACAGAGUCGGAGUCGGAAUCAAAAGCUAAGUCAAAGGUGGAGUUGGAGUCGGAUGCGAAGAAGACAUUGCAGAGGAAGUUGACCUUAAACUUAAAUUAUAACAUGAACACGAAGACGACGAUGGUGGAGGAAUUGGAGACGAUGGCGAAAGAAUUUGAGAUGAAGGUGGAGGAAUUAGAGACGAAAAUGGAGGAUUUGGUGACUAAGGUGGUCUUGAAUCCGGAGUUGGAGUUGAAGGCGGAAUCGCGGAUGAUGUGGAUGUCGGAGGCGAAGGAGCAGGUGCAGGAGAAAGAGGAGGAUGAGAUGGAGGAAGAGACGGAUGAUGAACUGGAGGAGGAGGAGAUGGAGGAAGAUUCAAAGAAACCAUAUGAACAGGCGGAGGGGUACCCGGAAGAGGAGGAUGUGCAGGAAGAGGAGGAUGUGCAGGAAGAGGAGGAUGUGCAGGAAGAACAAGAAGAAGAACCGGAAGAGGAUAAAGAGGAAGAAGCUGGAGUGGAGGAGUUGGAGGAUGCACUGGAGAAGGAGGAGACGGAAGAACUGGAGAGGCCGGAAGAUGAACCGGAGGAGGAUGAGUUGGCGGAGAAUGAGAAGCCGAAUGAGCCAUAUGAGGAUUCGGAGGCGGACCCGGAAGAGGAGUAUGUGGAGGAUGAGCAAGAAGAAGAAGUGGAAGAACAUGAAGAAGAAAAAGACGAAACGAAGGAGGAGCCGAAAGAUGGAGAGGAGGAAGAUGAGGAAUCGAUGGAGCCAUGUGAGGAGGCGGAGGUGAACCCGGAAGAGGAGGAUGUGCAGGAGUCGGAAAACUAUGAAAAGGAAGAAGUGGAAGUGGAGGAGUUGAAGGAUGCACCGGUCGAGAAUGAGGAAGAGACGGAAGAUGAAACUGAGGAGGCUGAGGAAAGAAGAGGAUCCGGAGGAGGAACCGGAGGAGGAUCCAGAGGACGUGCCGGAGGACGAGCCGGAGGACGAGCCGGAGGACGAGCCGGAGGAUGA